AAAAUGUUAAACGCUGAAGUUAGGCAGAAACGUUUAUGAGAAUUCAAGGGGUUAUAAUGUGUAACAUUUUAUAAGAAAGAUGCGUGUUUCGUUAAGCUUAUUAUUGUUUACUUUCUAUUCUAAUGGUAUAAAAAAAACUGCUUGACAUGGACACUUCAAUUAAACUGGAUCAUGAGUUGAAACAUGCCAUUGAUCAAAAUAUAAUGUCUGUUAUUCAUGUUUUCCGUGAUGAUAUUGGGGGGUAUUCACCAUUUUGUCUUAUCACAGCAGCCUAUUUUACAAAGCUUUGCCUUGUAGCCGUAAGGAGGUGGUGUAUCCCAAUUAUAUGCAGAAUUUUACUGCAGUCUUUUUCUUGGACAGUAUCUGUUAUUGUAAACCAACAGAAAACAACAUCAUAUUUGAGUAAUAUUUGUUUUUCUUUAAAUAAACGUGUGUUUUGUAUAGCGUUAAAGCCCAUUUAGACUGUUGGCAUAUAUGACAUACUGUUUUGGCGGGUGCCUUCGAGGGUACAAGUUAAUGAAAGGAAAUCUACUUUAAUUCCCUAUGAUUUGCGUUGCGUAGAUAUUGUAGCCCAGUAGCGUCGGUCGACAAAAACCUGCAGUGUGAAGGAGUAUGGCUCGUACCAAGCAGACGGCCCGUAAGUCCACUGGUGGGAAGGCACCAAGGAAGCAGCUGGCCACCAAAGCGGCCCGCAAGAGUGCGCCCUCUACUGGAGGGGUGAAGAAGCCCCACCGUUACAGGCCUGGUACCGUGGCCCUGCGUGAGAUCCGGCGGUACCAGAAGUCCACUGAGCUGCUCAUCCGCAAGCUGCCAUUCCAGCGCCUGGUGCGUGAGAUCGCCCAAGACUUCAAAACCGACCUGCGCUUUCAGGGGGCAGCCAUCGGUGCCCUGCAGGAAGCCAGCGAGGCGUACCUGGUAGGCCUCUUUGAAGACACCAACCUGUGCGCCAUCCACGCGAAACGCGUCACCAUCAUGCCCAAAGACAUCCAACUGGCACGUCGUAUCCGUGGUGAACGGGCCUAAACCUUUAGCGUCCAACAACAGUGUUUACAUUUAUAAAAUCUAUUCUUCCUUUCAUUUUGUAGCCAUGAAUGUUAGAUAUAUUUCUCUCAUAAGACCACACUGACAUUUAGGUAAAUUGAGAACAAGUUGGAAUGGUGAUGUAGCAUUUUUAUUUGUGUAUUAUUUUCCCUUUUGAUAUCUGUUUUGUAACCAACAAAAGUGUAGCUUUGCAAAAAAAGAAAAACUAGGAGAACUGUUGAAGUUUAAUACAGUGACAUGUUUUUCAGAAUAUACCACCAUGAACUAGCUGGAUUUUAAAAUAAGCAAGUGCUUUUAUUUAAAUAUUUUGUAUAAGUAAUGUCAAGGUCUAAAACCAUUUUCAUGUUUAAGCUCCAGAGAAAAAGUAUAUAAUAGUGGUUUUAAUGUUUGCACAUUUCAUGCAAAUUUGCUAGUAAAGCAUUAUUCAAGAAAAUUA
Molecule: messenger RNA, 1477 nt
Organism: Paramormyrops kingsleyae
Lineage: Eukaryota; Metazoa; Chordata; Actinopteri; Osteoglossiformes; Mormyridae
Product: histone H3.3A-like
Cellular component (GO): nucleosome
Molecular function (GO): structural constituent of chromatin; DNA binding; protein heterodimerization activity
Source: RefSeq, a predicted model, not a curated record